Zea mays is the source of this 616-nucleotide messenger RNA. RefSeq lists its product as uncharacterized. Bases 131 to 301 code for a protein of 56 amino acids. Gene Ontology annotation, cellular component: mitochondrial outer membrane translocase complex. The transcript has 2 exons. The record is from RefSeq and is marked validated. NCBI's taxonomy places the organism in Eukaryota, Viridiplantae, Streptophyta, Magnoliopsida, Poales, Poaceae.
UCCGAAAUCCAGAGUGGGACCUGAGCGUAAAUAGAACCCGAGCCCCUCUCCGCCUCCCUCCCCGCCGCACAGCCUCCACAGCCCGAAACCCUCGCCGCCGAUCGGUUUCGGAGAAGAGAAGCAAAUCAAGAUGUUUCUCGGCUCGCUCCCGCGGCGCCCGAGCAAGGAGGCUGCGUACAAGCAGCUGCGGUCGCACAUCAUCAUCAUGGCCUCCUGCGCCGCCGUCAUCCGCGCCACCCCUUACAUCCUCCAUUUCCUCGCCCGCGACGGCGACAUCCAGGAACUCAAGCUCGAUCUGUAGGCCCGUCCGUUGCUUCCCCACCUCCAGAGGUGCUACAAAGGCAACCGUUAGUUCGAGGCCACUGCAAGGUACUAUGGAGUUAGUGGCUACAGUGCCUGCUUAAGUUUCUUUGUUGUUCCAAGUUUAGUGACAAAACUGACAAUGGUGUAGCAACUGGGUUGUGCUGCGACCAGUAUUUCGUUUUUGCCUACCUGUAUGGUCUAGUCUUUGUUUGCACUGGUGGAUUUGCAGAGAUGUUAUCAUUCAACAAUGUUCUGUGGUCAGUUGCAAUUGUCCUUAUGCUCUGUGAAUAAUGCUUGGACUGCCGACUGUGUA